Messenger RNA from Ipomoea nil (Japanese morning glory), 1229 nucleotides. Its product is annotated as annexin D5. Gene Ontology annotation, cellular component: cytoplasm. Lineage: Eukaryota; Viridiplantae; Streptophyta; Magnoliopsida; Solanales; Convolvulaceae. The transcript is spliced from 6 exons. Bases 105 to 1046 code for a protein of 313 amino acids. The record is from RefSeq and is a predicted model, not a curated record. Gene Ontology annotation, molecular function: calcium-dependent phospholipid binding; calcium ion binding.
UGCUCAUAUACAUACACGCAAUAUAUUGUUUAUAUACAGUCUCAGUGCUUAGGCAGAGAGGAUAAAGAAGCAAGAAGAGAAGAGAAGAGAAUUCAGAGAGAGCUAUGGCUACAUUUAGUGCUCAUCCGGUGCUAACUUCCCCUCGAGACGAUGCCAUGCACCUUUACAAAGCUUUCAAGGGAUUCGGGUGCGAUACUGCAGCAGUGAUUAAUAUCCUUGCCCAUAGGGAUGCCACACAACGCGCUCUUAUUCAGCAGGAGUAUCGAGCUAUGUACUCUGAAGAGCUUACCAAACGUUUGGCUUCUGAGCUUAGCGGUAAAGUUGAGAAAGCAGUAUUACUUUGGAUGCAUGACCCUGCAGGACGGGAUGCUACUAUAAUAAGGCAGGGUUUGCGUGAAACAAGCGAUUACAAGGCCGUCACUGAAGUGAUAUGUUCACGGACUCCAGCCCAGCUUCAAUACCUUAAGCAAAUCUAUCAUUCAAUGUUUGGUGCUUACCUUGAGCAUGAUCUUCAAGUUCUUAGCGGUGAUCACCAAAAGUUGCUGCUAGCAUACGUUAGUACUCCCCGCUAUGAAGGCCCAGAAGUUGAUGCAGCUUUAGUACAACAUGAUGCUAAAACGCUCUAUAAGGCUGGUGAAAAGAAGUUAGGGACUGACGAGAAGAAAUUUAUACAGAUAUUCUCCGAGAAAAGCAGGGCACAUUUGGCUGCUGUUAAUUCUGCUUAUGAGAACACGUACAGCUCAUUGAAGAAGGCAAUAAAAAGUGAAACCUCUGGGCUUUUUGAGUUUGGCCUCUUGACUAUUUUACAGUGUGCCCAGAAUCCUGCAAAAUACUUUGCUAAGGCAUUGCACAAGGCAAUGAAAGGAAUGGGGACAGAAGAUUCGACACUGAUUAGAAUAGUGGUUACUCGAGCUGAGGUUGACAUGCAGUAUAUCAAAGGAGAAUACCACAAGAAAUUCAAGAAAAGUCUGAACGAUGCGAUUCAUUCAGAGACUUCAGGGCAUUAUCGUGCGUUUCUUCUCUUGCUUUUAGGGCCAAAUCAUUAGGAGAACUGUGUAGCAGUGCAAGAUUUACCAGGAUCUUGUGUAUUUCAGUAAUAAAUAAGCAUGCAUUUGCCCAAUGUAUUGUAGUAACUGCUAACUAGGAUCUGGACCUUAAUUAGCUUUCUGAAUGUGUAAAGCUUUUGUUGUUUCUGUAAUUUCUAAAUCUCUACCUCUAAAAUUUAUCUA